GAUGGGUACUCCUCGAGUCAUGCUAUUGUAGGGCCGGCAGCUGUUCUCGAUGUCAAUGAAAUCGACCUGUUGCUGAGAAUACUGAGGUCAAUUCAAGUUGAGUACAUUUGCACCGUCACUCGGACAAAUAUAACCUUGAUAUACCGCGAGGCGCCAACAAGGUUAUAGGAAUAUAAUUUCAUUAUAUAUAAGUACUGCAUAUACAAUCAUCUUCCUCGUGGUAUCGGAAGACAGUGCUUGACUUUGUACGAGAGUCGAUGUUUUAAUAUCCCCAUCGUAUACACACACUCGGGAUUCGGAGGCUGGUUGCACGUGACGUAGAUAGCGCUAUCGAUCUGUGUCCUCUCACAGAGAUCUUGGUUCUACUACAAUGUCAAAGCAAAGUCAAUUCAUGGGUACAAUUCGAGAAACCUAAGCCGGGAGCAUGCCAUUGCCAAUAGGUGGUUCGUCCAAGUAUCAAUUUCUACACCAAGAAAAGACAAACAAUCUACUCCAAAUAUGAGUCACGCUUGGGGAUACGGUAACAACAAUGGACCAGAUCAUUGGUACAAAUCUUACGCCAUUGCUAAAGACGGCAAACGUCAGUCCCCGAUAGACAUUGUGACUGCCCAGGCCGAAUUUGACCCUACUCUCCCCGACCACCCGUUCCAAGUGAACUACAAAGCUGAGACCAACAUGGAGUUGGAGAACAAUGGCCAUUCCGUCAAGGCACAAAUGAAGGAAAGAUCCGAAUUGUGCGGCGGUCCCUUGGAGGGCACCUAUCUGUUAGAACAGUUCCAUCUCCAUUGGGGGAAAAAUAAAGGACAGGGGUCGGAACAUACUAUCGACGGAGAGAUGUAUGAUGCAGAGCUUCACCUUGUCCACUACAACUCAAAGUAUGGAACUUUUGCCAACGCCGCAGAUAAAACGGACGGACUGGCAGUGUUUGGAUUCAUGGUGAAGGUUGGAAAGAGUCACAAAGGGUUUGAAAAAAUUGCAAAAGGUCUUGGGAAUGUAAUGAUGACGGGAAAAAAGACCAACAUGGAGGAGUCUUUUGAUCCACGAUGUUUGUUUUCUGAUUUGUCGACAUACUGGACGUACAAGGGGUCUCUCACUACCCCACCACUGUUUGAGAGUGUCACGUGGAUAGUGUUCCAGACACCACUGGAGAUAUCCGAAGAACAGAUGGGAUCACUCCGAUUGCUUCAAGACUCUGAAGGAGCUAAUAUUGUCAACAAUUACCGCCCUCCUCUACCGGUAGGGAACAGGGUUGUCAACAGUUCCUUUACCCGUUAGAGACGUGAACGUCAUUUCUUUCAAACACCGCGAAAGAUGUGUCAAAAGUCAGCAGCACUGUUGUGGAUCUGUUUGUUUGUGUGUCCAAUACGUCACCAUGUUAUGUGUAUACGUAUCUGUAGGCGAAGUAAACAUCACCACAUUUCGUGUAUAUGUCAUGUAACAGUGUCAAUCACCUGCAUCUCCUUGACGUUUGUUCAGCAGACAAUUUGUCGAUGUGAUCCUAGAAGACUUACAAUAUAUAACCGUUCGCCUAAGGUUUUAUCAAAUGUGCUUCUGGAAUCUGGUCAAUGACUGGCCUGGAAAUUGUUCACUUUGAUUUCUUUCUAGUGCUCAAGUAAACUUUUUUAUUUGUUUAUCAUCACAGAGAAACUGACAUAAUUAUGACAGAUAUUUCAUUCCAAUCUGCUUUAUUUCAACGAUUUUAAAAAUUAGAGGGAAAAAUGACAAACCAUCAGUGGGAUUCUCUUUAAUAGAAAUUCGCCGGCGUCAAAGGAUGUUUACAAUACUUAAAAGUAUAUAUGAUAUAUUCUGUAGGUAUUUCAUUAAUUUUCAGUAACUAUACUUGCAAAAUCUGAACCCAUUUAGCGUAUGACAUUUUAAUUGGUGUCACAACUAGCAUAUUAUAUCAUUUUGAUGCUUUUACUAUACUUAACUAGUUUGAUAUGUUGUAGACGUAAUAUCUCUCUGUAGCAAUGGAUUUACAUUGUAAACACAGGCCGUCUCAUUACUGCGCAUGUGCAUUGCUAGUCUUUAGGACUUCCGGUUGCAAUAUGCUAUAAGUAAUUCAUAUUCAAUAACGCAUUUGUAAGUUUGUUGGCUAUUUGUGGAAUGCGCGAUAUUAUCUCUAUUUUUCCCGGUUCAAAAAGUUAAUUUGGAACUCAAUGGUACGAAAUAUUGUUUAAACAAAAUCGUGUUUUCCAAAAUGUCGUUACAAUAUAUAAUAUUACUCACUGAAAAUACUUAUAUCUGUUACCUAUAUCAUUGGAUUAUUAACAUGAUUGUAAAUAUAUAAGGUUAUUAAAAAUGUCUUUCUUGGCAUAUAAAAAUAUAAAAUAUUAUGAAAAUGCUUUUGUUAAAUUUUAUAUAUUGUUAAUAGUUGAAAAGCAAGUAUGUGAUGAUUUAAAUUGUAUAUG
Molecule: messenger RNA, 2411 nt
Organism: Ylistrum balloti
Lineage: Eukaryota; Metazoa; Mollusca; Bivalvia; Pectinida; Pectinidae
Product: carbonic anhydrase 2-like
Exons: 8
Coding region: 499-1275 (258 amino acids)
Cellular component (GO): cytoplasm
Molecular function (GO): zinc ion binding; carbonate dehydratase activity
Source: RefSeq, a predicted model, not a curated record